Molecule: messenger RNA, 1719 nt
Organism: Botrytis sinoallii
Lineage: Eukaryota; Fungi; Ascomycota; Leotiomycetes; Helotiales; Sclerotiniaceae
Exons: 4
Coding region: 167-1384 (405 amino acids)
Biological process (GO): L-valine biosynthetic process; L-leucine biosynthetic process
Cellular component (GO): mitochondrion
Molecular function (GO): branched-chain-amino-acid:2-oxoglutarate transaminase activity
Source: RefSeq, a predicted model, not a curated record
GAAUUCCAUUUCUCUUAAUCACCUGCAACCUUUUUUUGACAUCAAGACUACUAGAUUUUCUUAAGAAGUUUUCAAUCAAUACUUUCCCUUUCCUACACUCUUUUACUUUUUCUCUCAAGUAUCAAUUGGGGAUCAGGUUACCAUAAAAUCACACAUCAUAUUCACCAUGGCUCCAUCAGCAAUCUCACAAACUCCUCCUAAAGAUGUUCAGCAAUCCGAUGAACUCUUGGCUGCCGCCGUCACCAAAAAGAUUGCAACCACAGAAUUUGGUACUCUUCCUCAUCUAGAUGCAUCUUUACUCAAGGUCACUAAAACCACCACUCCUAUGAAUGUUCCUGCAGCAGGCGACCCAAUCAUCAAUACUGCCUCUCAAUGUACCGACCACAUGGUCACAGCCGUGUGGAACAACAUGACGGGAUGGGGUGUACCAGAGUUGAAACCAUAUGGAAAUCUUUCUUUGGCUCCCACGGCUUCUGUUUUACAUUAUGCAACUGAAUGUUUCGAGGGCAUGAAAAUGUACCGUGGAUUCGACGGAAAACUCAGAUUGUUCAGACCGGAUUGCAACUGUCAGCGAAUGCUCACUUCCGCUACCCGUAUUUCGCUGCCAGGAUUCGAUCCCAAGGAGUUGGAGAAACUCAUCGUUGCUUUGGUUUCUGUGGACGGUCCUAAAUGGCUCCCAGAACCUGGUACUUUCCUCUACUUGCGACCCACCAUGAUUGGUAGCGCUGGAGCACUUGGUGUUGCUGCCCCUAAGGAAUGCACAAUGUUCAUCAUCUCCACCUUCAUGCCUUCAAUGGAUUCGCCCAAGGGAAUGAAGCUCCUUGCCAGUCAAGAAGGUGUUCGUGCCUGGCCUGGUGGAUUCGGUUUCGCAAAGGUAGGAGCCAACUAUGGACCUACUUUGAUGGCGAACUCGGAAGCUCGUGCCCGUGGCUAUGAUCAAGUUUUGUGGUUGCUCGAUGGAAUGGUUACCGAGGCUGGAGCCAGCAACUUUAUGGUUGUGUGGGAAACUAAGGAGGGUAAGAAGCAGUUGAUUACUGCUCCUUUGAAGGACAAAAUUAUUUUGGAUGGUGUUACCAGAAGAAGUGUUUUGCAACUCAUCCGAGAACGUAUCCCCGAGCUUGAAAUCGUGGAGCGCAACUUCACCAUGGAUGAGCUUGCCGAGACCGCCAAAGAAGGCCGUGUCAUAGAGGCUUUCGCUUGUGGAACUGCAUACUUCGUCGUUCCCGUUGCACAAAUCAACUACAGAGAGAAGGAUAUCGAUAUCCCCAUGGUCAAGGGCAACAGCGGAGAAUACGCUGCAAAGGUCAAGCAAUGGUUGGUCGACAUCAUGUACGGAAACGUAGAGCACGAAUGGGGUGUUGUCAUUGAUGAAGUUGGUGCAUGAAUCAUCCCCAUUCCAUUGAUUGGAUUCGGGUAAUUCGGUACUCUGGAUCGUUCUGGCUAUGGGAUUCGCUUGUACAGUGGAGAUUGAUUCUCCAACCAGCCAGAUCGUCUUCUUUUCUUGUUUCGUCUCUCGCAUUUGCACUUUUGGACGGCGGGAGGAAAAAAAUUGAUUGGCUACUUUAUGGCGCAGCCUGGUUUGCUUUUGCUUUUCUUUGGGGCUUGGUUCAGCGACAUAGAGAUAUCUGUUUGCAUAGAGAGAGUCGCAUCAGCGUUGAUGACUGGCUUUUUGUGUAUUUUUUGAUAGAAUAGAGAAUAUCACAGCAAUGAUUUAUGAAA